Molecule: messenger RNA, 2667 nt
Organism: Branchiostoma floridae (Florida lancelet)
Lineage: Eukaryota; Metazoa; Chordata; Leptocardii; Amphioxiformes; Branchiostomatidae
Exons: 4
Coding region: 1-2667 (888 amino acids)
Molecular function (GO): protein binding; [protein-PII] uridylyltransferase activity
Source: RefSeq, a predicted model, not a curated record
AUGGCGACUUUUGCAGAAAAACUACAAGGGUUGGAGUCCCGACUACAGACCUAUGACCCAGAAACGGCCUUGGCAAGAACACUCAUAGAUGCGGUGGCUACUAAAGACUCGGAAAUGACAGUGGAAGCGUUAAAAUCUCUUGGCGAUCACUACCUAGAAAAUGGCAAAAGUACGAAGGUUAUGGAAGAGUUCGCGAAGGCGGCAAGGAUCUACAAUGCGGCUCUCUUGCGAUGUCCUGGGUGUCAAGAUGUCGCCGAUACGAUACAGCAUCGCAUCCGAUACACGGAGAAAAUGUCGGGUAGCAUAUCGGCCAACCACAAUGACAAUUUCAAACACAGGCCUGAAACAAAAGUGGAAGCUUUAGAGACUAAUGCCGUCACCAACAAUGUCGGAAGAAUUGCUGACAUUUGCCUACAACUAAAGGCGUCUUACAAGAAAGACGAAGGCGUCAUAGACCCUAUUGAAACUGAAAGCUCGUACACCAAAACAUUUUUGAGAGCACUUGCCAAUGGUGACCAGAUACUAGAGGAAGCCUUGAUUCAAGACAUAGGGGAUCUUUACCUCGAUGAAGGAAGAGUCAGAUCAGAGCUAACAAUGUUGAACAAGGCAACCGCCAUGUACGAGGCAGCCAUGACGAUGUGUAUACAGGGGACAGAUAGGUGGGAGACUCUGCAACACCGAGUCAACUAUUCACAUGAAGUUCGAGAGGCUGUCACAAAUGACAAGAGAAAACGUAGUGAAACUACUCUACCGGCUAACGGGGUGAAACAAACGAUCACGGAUGUUCUGUUUGGACCGGAUGUCUCUCAACUUCCUGGUGACCCUGAUACACUGAGUUUUUAUCGACGCCAUGUGUCUGAAGGCGACCGUGCGCUGCGACACGGGGAACUGGACAUCGCCGAGGAGGAGUUCGCGUCUGCACUGAAAGUCGUGAAUGACCUAGAAUCAAAACAGUUCCGGCUUAAAGUUGAGGCUGAGUGUCUUCAGAAGCUGGGACACGUCUAUCUGGAGAGAGGGAAGGUCACAAAGGCUGGGGGCGACUUCACGAAAGCCGCCGCUCUCUUCAAUGCAGUCAUGGCCAGGACGGAAGAUAAGUAUCAGAGAGAAAGGAUUAUGACUGUCUUACGAGACACAGAAAGACUUUUUCUGUAUCAUACAGCUGGGGUUGACACGGUGCCAAGUAAGUAUGACAUAGAUUUGCCCCAUAAAAGGGCCAUAAACGAAAUGCGCGAAACUAUUUUCCAACAGUUCCAAGGUAUGGAUAAAGAAGACAACCCUUACAGAUACGAUAACGACCAUCCUAACGCUAGAGAGGCAGAACUGGUAAGGGCUAAUGCAAUACAGAAUCUAUGUAAGAAAAUAACAGAUGACAGAAAUAACUUGGUUGAGUUGCUCCUUGUCGAAUGUAUGGAGAAAGUUGGGCCUCCGCCAUGCCGGCAUGCGUUCAUUGGUCUCGGAUCACAAGCCACGGAACUGGCGACGCCAUACUCCGACCUCGAAUUCGCGAUUUUGAUAGAAGAAGGGAAAGAUUCCGAUCAAAAUAAGCAAUAUUUUCGAACCCUCACACACUACUUACACAUGAAAGUCAUCAACCUUGGAGAAACUGUAGUGCCAGCUAUGGCUAUAACAUCUCUAAAUGACUUUUGUUCUGAAGACCCUAGUCGCGACUGGUUCUACGAUCGUAACACACCUCGCGGUUUCGCCUUUGACGGGUUCAUGCCAUGGGCGAGCAAAACGCCUCUUGGCAGGGGCCAAACGAAGACCAAGCCACCUCUUGAACUCAUUCAGACCCCCAGUAGAAUGGCCAGUCUCCAAAACGCCGACCUGUCUCUGUCAGACGAUUACAACUUGUCAUGGGUGCUGCAGCACGUUUGCUUCAUGGCAGGUGACAGAGCUUUAGUUGACGACUAUAUCGUCAGGGUGACCAAGCAACAGUGUCACUCAGAAACGAAAAAUACAGUGUCUGUAACAGAAAACAUUCGAAACGUCAAAAAGCCAGAGUUGACCGCACAACUCCUAAACGUAAAGAAGGAAGUCUACCGCCUGCCCACCCUUUCUAUCCAGAACAUCGCGUCCUUCUUCGGGGUAAAGUCAGGCAGUAUAUGGGACAUGAUUGCCGAAUUGAAAACCAAAGGUCACAUCAGUAUGGAGAACGCCCACCACCUGAAGGUAUUGGUAGCUAUUUCAGCAGAACUGAGGCUUAGGGCAUACUUGGCUGCUGACAGUCAACGCGAGAGCGUGUCGACUCUUUCUCAGAUUGUACCAGAAUCCGGCAGUGCCAUAACUUCAAACUCUACAAUAGAGUCAGUCUUGUACCUUCCAAACAGAGCAAUACUGUACAGGUAUUAUUACACGGCCUACCCUCUUCAGAAGCUCGUGUUGAAGGCUGACCAACAGCAGACAUUCUUCCAAUGUGAGAACAUUCUGUUUGACUCAUCGCCAUACGUGAACGGAAUGAUGCACAUGAACGUGUGCGAUUUCAAAUCUGCUCAGGAGGACUUUACAAAAGCAUUAGGUGAUGCUGACAAGUCCAACCCUACAAAACGGAUGGCAGUACUUGCGGCCCUUGCUGAAGUCUCAGGGUAUCUCGGAGAUCAAAACAAAGCCAAAAAGUACUGUCAGCAAGGGUUGGACAUUAUGGGUAAAUGGGACAUUAUCAAAGCAUAA